AUGACGGCCCACCUGGACACAGGCGCCUCCCGGCCGACCACCGUGCCUGAGCUGCUGCGGCGCGUGUGGCCACUUCUCCUGGGCAACGUCUUGGAGUGGUAUGAGUUCGGCAUCUAUAGCUUCUUGGCCGUUUACCUGGAGCAGAUCUUCUUCCACUCCUCUUCGGUCUCGACCUGGGCUGGCUAUGCGGUCACCUUUGUACUUCGGCCGGUGGGUGGCCUGCUGAAUGGUUGGAUGGCGGACAAAUGUGGGAGGCGCAACGCGGUGCUCCUGUCCAUGGUGGGCAUGCUGCUGGCCACGGUCGGCCAGGGAUUGCUUCCCACGGAGGACUGCUGUGGUUCCACCUGGGGUACGGUGGGGCUGGUGCUUAUGCUCUUGCUGCGGGCAUUGCAGGGGCUCUCCGCAGGCGGCGAGCUGGGGCCCAUCGUAUCUUACUUCGCGGAGUCCGCCCCUCCAAGCAGGAUCCGGAGCAGCACGGGCUUCCUCCUCUCGGCGGCCGGGCUGGGCUUCCUGCUGGCGAACCUGGUGGUGGCCGCCUUGGAUCAGCUGCUGGGGCCCGAGGGCAUGAUGACAUGGGGCUGGCGGUUGCCGUUUCUCCUGUCGCUGGUGCCAGGAGCCGUCUCUCUCUGGGGCCGCUAUCGCCUCACGGAGUCCGCGGACUUCGCGGAGCACGUCGCGGAGGUGCGGACGGAGGCACUGCCGUGCAGGUCUUUGCGCCACCACGCCUUGGCACUGUUCGUCGGCUUUUUGGGAGUGACACCCACGGCAGUGAACUAUUUCUCGGGGCUUUGGUGCACGUCCUACUUGAAGUCCCGUGGCAUGGACCACACGGAAGCGCUGCUGGCGGGAUGCAUCUUCACAGGCACGGUGACGAUUUGCUGGGCUUCCCUGCCAAUGCUGAAUGACCUAUGCUGCCGCUGCGACCCCAUGUGGGUGAUGCUGGCUGGGUCCUUGGUCUUGGCAGCCGCCGGCCUGCCGGUCUUCUGGGCAAUCAGCAGCAGCCAGCAUCUUCUGCUGAUGUCGAUCGUAGCUUACGGCCUCAUCUUCGGCUGUGCGGUGGGCCUCGGCGCCUCGCAUGUCUACAUCUUCGUGGCGGACUUGUUCCCCAUCCACGUGCGGGCCCUGGGCUUCGGGGUGUCCUUCAACUUCUCCAUGGCUCUGAUCGGCGGCAGCGCCGCCCUGGCCGACGCGGCCCUGGUGGACGCGACCAGCUGGCCAGCGCCGGGCGCCUACUGGUCGCUGAUUUCCCUCGUGGGCGCGCUGGCCAUUGCGGCAGGCAAGCGCUGGCGCUCCAAAGGCCAUCUCCCAAGCCACCUUCUGGCAAUCAAGGAGCGCACGGCACUGGAAGCAGCUGACUCGAAGAGCCUCGGCAGAUAUACGUCUCGGAGCGAUUGGCAUGUGCUUUGCUCCAACAUGCUUCGCGUCAGGUUGGGCGCCUCAUACCGGGAGAUCUUUGGCCAGGCGCACUUCGCCUCCAGCCUGCACAUGCCAGGCACCACCGCGCGCCUCAACGGCUGGUUCCGGAAGCUGGCCGCCGCCGCGAGCGCCAAGAAGGUCUCGCCGCAGCUGGUGGCGACCACUCUGCAGUUGCUGGGGGCACCAGACGCCGCAGAGGCUGCAGUAGUUGAGGAGGCGCGGGCCUCGCAAAGCCCCGGCUCGGUGGCCAAAGGCACCGAUCUCGCGGACUUGGCGACGGCAAGCCCGGCAGCGGCAGACUCGAGCGCGAGAAGUCUGGAGUCGGAGGCCAACAACUUCAACCCCUUUAGCGCUGAAGUCAACUGGGGCAAUGGCUCCGACAAGGCAAAGGAGUCUGACGAGGAGUACCCCGGACCAGACGAAGGCAUCCUGGCUGCAGACGCCUCACCUCUCGCAGGCUCCCGAAGCAGGAGCUACCUGCGAAGACCAGAGCCGGCUGAGAGGCCGGAGGGCGAGAGCUUGGCCGCUCGCGCUGCCAGCGGCUUGGGCGCCGCCAUGCUGGCUGUGCUGCUUGCAGUGGCCAGCUCGCUGCCCGCCGUGCAGGCGUUUGAGGACCUGUCGCCCGCAGAGUCUCAGACCGUGGACUUGUUCCAGCAGAACACGCCUGGAGUGGUGUACAUCACCACGGAGGUGUUCCAGCUGUCCAAAAAUGCCCGGAAGAUGGAAAUCCAGGCUGUGCCCAAGGGCGAAGGCAGUGGCUGGGUCUACGACAACGAGGGGCACAUCGUUACGAACUAUCAUGUCAUCGAGAAUGCAAGCUUCGUCACCGUGAAGUUCAUCGAAGGAACUGAGGUGGUGGCGAAGGUAGUGGGCGCAGACCCCUACAGCGAUGUGGCGGUUCUGCAGGCAGACUUGCCGCCCAACCAGCUGAAAAUGAUGCAGCCCCUCACCAGAGGCAACUCAGCCUCUCUCAGAGUGGGGCAGGAAGUCUUUGCCAUUGGAAACCCGUUUGGCCUGGAUCACACUCUCACCAAGGGCAUCGUCUCUGGCGUGGGCAGGACCAUCCAGUCCACGGGUGGGCGGCCGAUCCAGGGCGCCAUCCAGACCGACGCCUCCAUCAACCCAGGGAACAGCGGUGGACCACUGCUGAACAGCCGUGGUCAGGUGGUGGGCAUGAACACCAUCAUCAUCUCCCCCAGCGGCGCGUCGGCGGGCAUCGGCUUCGCCAUCCCCAGCGAUACCGUGGCGGCGCGGGUGGAGAACAUCCUCAAGUUCGGCUAUGUGAAGAGGGCAGGCCUGGGGCUGUACCUUGGGCAGGAUGGUUUGGCCCAGCGCUUCACAGGACGACCGGGCGCCGUGGUGGCUGGCUUGCAGAGCAACAGCGCAGCCGCAGAGGGGGGCGUUAAGCCUGGCGACGUGCUGCGGGAGGUGGACGGCCGGCGCAUCCAGACCGUGAAUGACAUCUAUGCAGUGCUGGACUCACACGAGCCAGGCGACAUUGUGAAGGUGGUGCUGGUCCGGCCCGACGAGCCUCAGAACCUCGGCCCGGCAACACCGUUGCAGCCAGAGGGCACUUUGGGCUCCAAAGCCAAGCAGCAUGUCGCUGGCGGGUCGCCUGACGCGCCCAGAAAGAAGAAUAGGAAGAAGCGGCGGCAGCCGCAGCCGCAGCAGCGGGCGCCGGCAUUGAGAGACUUGGUGAUGACUGGGGAGAUCCUGCGGUCCGCGCUCCCGGACCAAGUCCAGCUGGAGGCGGUGCAGAACUGCCUGGGCCACGUGCAGAUCUUGGCGCGGCAGCUGCUGGGAGCAUCCGUGGUGGUUCAGGGCUCCUACGCCCAGGGCCUCGCUUUGAGAACCUCGGACCUGGACUUGGCGGUGAUUCCCUGCGCGAAGCGCCGGCGGGAGGAGGAAGGCGAGGUUCCAGUGGAGAAGAAGCAGGCGGUGCGGUGUUUGCAGCAGUUGGCUACGGCUUUGGCCGAGGCGGAGUUGGAGGAGAUCCGCGUCGCGCUGCGGAUCUUCACGGCCAAGGUGCCGGUGCUGCGGCUGCACUGCGGCGCCCGGAGCGAGCGGACGGUGGUGGUGGACGUGUCAGUGGGCGGCAGUUUGUUGCGGGGCGCCUGCGAUCGGGGCGUCUACGCCGUGCUGCAGAGGGACCGCCGGCGCACCGGUGCGGCGCUGUGCCGGCUGGUGAAGCUGUGGGCCAAACGCCGGAAGCUGACCAACACGCUGAGGGGUGGCCUCAGCAGCUUUUCCUUCGUGCUGCUCACGGUCUUCUUCCUGCAGCGGAAAUGCGCGCUGCCUCCAGUGUCUGCGGCGGCGGCGGCGCUGCCGGCCAAGGAAGGGGCCUGCCCCAAGCCCCUGGGGCUUCAGCUGGUGAGCUCAGAGGAUGACUUGGCUCAGCUACUGCUGGAGUUCUUCAGCUGGGCGGUGGAGGACUUGCCGCAGCUGCAGAACCAGGUGAUCUCGGUGGGCUGCGGCUCCGUGCACCCGCGGCCAAACCUUCGUGGCUUCAAGCCUUUGGUGCUGGAGGUGCCUUUCAGUGAGGCGGAGAACGCUGCCAGGUGUUUGCGCAUCGACGUUUGGGAAGGCGUGAUCCUGCGGGAGCUGCAGCGGGCCGCGCGCCUGGCGCGGCAGGUGGCGUCCCAGUCCGGGGCCCAGCGCAGCUCCGCGCUGCGGAGCCUCUUUGGCGCCGGUCACCGCGAGGGGCGCGAGGGGCGCGAGGCGGACGCCGCCGCGCCGGCGGAGCCGGCGGAGCCGGCGCCGGAGGCUGUGGAGAUCCCCAUGUCCCGCAAGCGGCGGCGGAAGGCCCGGAAGGCCCAGAUGCGCAAAGCGCCACCAGGAGAUUUGAAGAUGCCGGAGGUGGUGGCGCCGGUAGACCGUUGGCUGGGCUUGCGCUCCUUGCUGGAUCCCAGCGCCUAA
This is a messenger RNA of Effrenium voratum, 4332 nucleotides long. NCBI's taxonomy places the organism in Eukaryota, Dinophyceae, Suessiales, Symbiodiniaceae. The record is from the annotation of a GenBank genome assembly.